UUAUUUUUUCUCCUUUCAUCAUUUUUUAAGUAUUGCUUCUUAUUUAUUUUACGAUGCACCGACGCACCAUCUUCACUAAAUUUCACAUAAAAUCUCUCAAAUUACGUACUUCUCUCGAAAUCACGCGUACUACAAACGAUACAAACUGCAAUUCUUUCAGAGAAAAGGACACAACGAACAUAUAGCAGAGUGCGACAAAGAUGCAAUCAUAACAGUUGUAGUAACCUGAUAUUAUCAAACAUUUAAUUUUUCGAAGUUGGUACACCUGGGGUCUGAGCGGUAUCCGAAGCGAAAAAGGGGCGUGGUUUGCGGAUUUUGCACACACCAUGUAAUACUUCCACCAUGGGUGUACACUAACUUGUUUCUAUUGCCGGACAUGAUGUCAUAACCACUGUUCGUUUUACCAGUGCAGUUACAAUUCUGGCAAUAAUUUUUGUACUUGGUCUUAAACAAGAGUAAAACGUGCAAAGAUGGCUGAAGACUAUAGUAAGGAGGGAAAAUAUAAAUAAAAAAAAUUAAUUUGUAGGGACAAAUCAAAAUACAAUGAGUACAUCAGUAUUACGUUGCUUUUUACAGCUGGAUUUUUUAGGAAACAUUAAAAUAGAUUCAAAUGGAUGUGUGAAUUGCAUAAUUGAAGAUGGAAGACAGUUAAAAUUUCUAAAGAAGGAAAUAAAUUUUUCUUCUGAUACUAUAAAUUUUAUUUUUGAUGGAAAUCAAAUUUGCAUAGACCUUCCUAAAACAAGAAAAGAAACAUAUAACAAUGAACAACAAAAUCAAAAUAAUGAAUAUGUUCAAAAUCAUCAAAAUGAUGAAGAUGAUGAAAUUAACCAAAAUGAUGAAAUUGAUCAAAAUGAUUUAAAUGGAACUGCUACAACUUCAUCAUUCUUUUGGAAUGAUGCAUCAACAAAAUUGUUGUUAAACAUUUACAAGGACAUGAAAGAUCUUGUAUCUACAAGGAAAAUAAAAACUUAUAAAAUAUUAUGAAAACAUAUUGCACAAAAAAUGAAUCUUAAUGAUUACCUUGUUACUUCGUUACAAGUGGAAAAUAAAAUAAAAUCGUUAGAACGUUCCUACCAAAAUAUGAUAAGCAAUAAUAAAAUAACAGGCAGAGCACGAAAAACUUGUAAAUAUGAAGCGGAGUUAACAGAUUUAUUAGGAGAAAAACACUGUAUUCAGCCACUUGCUAUAUCAGGAAGAAAUGGUUUAAUACUUAAAGAUCAAUUGCAUUCCAAUAAGGAAAAUAAUACCGCAAUGAACAACGCAACUGAUAAUGAAGUCUUUGAAAAUAAUCCCGGUGUAUCAAAUAAUCUUGAGUCUGCUGAAAAUGUACAAACUGUACGAACAGAAGAAUUAUAAACACAUCAAACUAGAAUACGACAAAGUACUAGCAGUUCAUAUAUAAAUAAAUGUCAAGCAGUUUUAGAUACAUACAUUUCUGAAAGGAGUAAUGAAAAACAACGUAAUGAAAAUAUACAAGUAAUGACAAUAUACAGAUAACGUAAUGACAAUAUACAGAUUCUACAAGAAUUUAAAAAUAUUGCAAAAACUCAAGAAGAUUUUGUUAACUCCGCAAAAAUACAAUGGGCCAUAUCAAAUGCUAAAAAAGAUGAAAAUAUUAAAGUUCUUAAAGAAAUUGCAAAAAAUAUUGAACAAAUUGUUACAUUUCCGUUCAGAACAACUGUUUAAUUUUUAUUAGUAGUAUAUGUACAAUAAUGUUUAUCCAUUAACGUAUCCAUAAGACUUUGAAAGAAGUUAAAAUGCUAUUCCCAUAUUUCUAUAUUUUUUUUAUUUUUUGUAUAUUUUAUUAAGUACAUUAUUUGUCACAUUUGAUACAGUUUAAUAUAAAGUCUGAGUUAAUGGCUGCGUUUAGCAGAAAAAGCUGCUUUGUAACUGUUGAAAAUUCUUUAAUCUGAUUGAUUUGCGUACUUAGAUCCGGCAGAAACCAAGGGCAAAAACUAAUAGUAUUAAAUAAUUUUAUAACAGUUGCAAAGCUGCUUUUUCUGCUAAAAGCAGUCAAUAUGUAUAUUAU
Molecule: messenger RNA, 2029 nt
Organism: Solenopsis invicta (red fire ant)
Lineage: Eukaryota; Metazoa; Arthropoda; Insecta; Hymenoptera; Formicidae
Exons: 5
Coding region: 1003-1356 (117 amino acids)
Source: RefSeq, a predicted model, not a curated record